AAGCUAAACGAACGCACCCAGUGAAGGCCUAGAGUAUCAGUUUUGGCCUAGAGUAUUAGUUUUGGCCUAUAGAUAUAAGACUAACUCUCUACUCUUUCAACAGGUUUUGAUGGAGAUGGGUUAAGUAUAAGGUGUGACUGGCGUAGUACUUAGUCUUGAUUUCAAGACGCUCAAUCUAAUUUCAUUUGCGGUGACACAACUCACCCAAGGACAGUAAAACAAGAUCCAAACAAAAUAAUGUCUUGAACUAAAACUUUAGUCUCGUUUCAAGAUGUUCAAUCUCAUUUUAUUUGCGGUGCAACAACUCAUAAUAGACGGUAAACACACUAUCCUAAAAAAAUACAAGAUAAUGUCUUGAACCAAAACUAAGAACUACGCUGUCUUUAAGUAAACGCAGAGCUUGAAGAUGAAGACUCUCCCUUUGAUGUCACUGGGUGAGACUGGAGGUCAACUGGAGGUCAGCAGCUUGGAGCAAAGUAUCGGGUAUAAGUAUUGGCAAGUGUGAAAGAAUAGCAACCCUUUCCAAAGAUCUAAUCCGUUCUACUUACUUGAGAUUUAACAUUUAUUUUCCACAUCCACUGACCGGCUUCCAGGCCAUAGUUUCUUUUGUUUGCUUUCCAGAGUCUGGACCCGUUCCUCCUGAAAAAGAUGUUGUGGAAGAUGACGUGCAGAUAAAGCGGGCAUGAAACUCCCUUUGAUAUCGCCGAUUCAUGACCUGAGGACACUGGGUUUGAUGAGGUCUUUGCAGCAAAGGUUAUAAGUAUCAUGAAAGGUAUAAAGUUUUAGGACAAGUGUGAAAGAAAAGUUUUUUCUCUCCACUUAGCUUAUUACUUUUAUUUUAGCAGCUCUGAACCUUUCAAAGGUUAGCUGUUAUCUAGAGCAGGCUAGUCAAAACAUUGAGAUAAAUUAAGAACUCACUCCGCGGUAGUGAAGUUAAUAACGAGAAGUCCCCUCGAUCCACUUAAGCUAAAAAAGAAGUCUGAGCCGAUUUCUUACCUUCAUCUCAAGUAGUGGCUCAUAAGCAGGACAGUUCUUUUCAGAACUGAGAAGUCUCCCAAAUUCCAGAAAUCUAUACCCCACUGCAGUAAAAAAGUCUCCCAAUUUCCGAAAACCUACUUCGCGGUAGUAGAAUAUCCAGCAAGACAAGUUCUUUUCAGAACAUAAUCUACAAAGCAAGUGCAUUGUCUUACCGCAUAAACCACUCUCUUACCUUGAUGGUGGCAUCGAAGCCCUUCACCUGGCUGAGGACCAAGCUAUACUGGCUUACAAACAAACCACAUGUUUCUUUUUUUGUUUCCCACAGUCUGAACCUGAUUUUCCUAAAGAGGAUGUUGUGACAGUCAGAUGGCAGCUCUUGGACACCGUAGAUGACAUGGGUUUGGUAAAGUAUUGAGGUUAUCUCAGGUAAUGUGUAUGGUGAACCUGACUAUGGCUAUUUGAGGUAGCCCCAAAAGGUAACCUUCAACAAACAUUUCUUUAAUAAGAGAGUAGAUCAUAUUUUCAUCUUGAAGAUGAUGAAGUAGUUUCCAUGAGCUGAGAAGAUGCCUACCAUUAGGGACAGGAGUCAUGCAAAGAAUUAGUAAUGUAUCAAGGUAUAAAGUUACCAACUACUGGUGCCGAAAACUGCCUACUAAUGAGUGGGACAACUCGAUCGAGAAAUUUGGAAGAUCACAAACAAUUACAUGAAGAUAACCGGUGUUAGUUGCCAGACGAAAGUGAUGUGGCUUUUUAGCCUCUUUCUUAAAUGAAACAUUCCCGUAUGUUGGACAACUCGACCAAGACAUUUAGAAGAUCACAAACGAGCUCUUCAUCAAAGUAGUGAUUACUUUGGAAGGAAAAUCGAAACAUGCAGAAGAAAUAAGUCAGAUUUUGAUCCACUGUUUAACCAGCAGUCUAAAUACUAGUAUGAAGAAUUGAUUAGAGCUGAAUGGGAGUUUUCUUGGACAUGCAAGCACUUUGACUUAACUUUUUUGUAGACAAAGAGUUUACCAACAUUAAUCUUUAAAAACUAUAUAUUUUUGUCUAAAGAUUGAGAAGAAUAUCUUGGAGAUGGCAUACACCCAAACUUGAGGCUACACUCGGGACGGUUUUUGGACUGGCCACCAGCUGAAGAAGGACUGUCUCAAGUUUAGCCAGAUGAUUUUUCCACUACAAGUUAGUUCAACCGUUCAAGUGACAGAGCGAUGUUGAGUAUACCACAACAGACCACUAGUUGAAGAAGGACUGUGUCAAGUCUAACCAGAUGACUCCCACUACAACCCUACAAGUUCAACCCGUCAAACGACGUAUCGAUGCUGGGGCUAAACAGCACUUCUUGGACAGAUGCAAAAACACACCAACAGACAACUCCGUUGAGAUGAUGACGUUGAAGCUGAAGGACUGUGUCAAGUCUACACAGAAGACUUUCUUGUACAAGAUUAACCUUUCAAGUGACGUAGUGAUGUUGAGGCUAAGCAACACUUUUUGGACACGAGCAAAAAUACCAACAGCAGACAAUAUGAUUGAUUUGAUGACCUUGGAGAUGACAUUGAGGCUAUUCAACACUUUUUGGACAGAGUGCACCAGCCGAAGAAGUACUGUGCCAGUCUAGCUCGAUGACCCUGUGCAACAAGUUCACUGAACCGUACAAGUGACGUAGGGGUGUUGUGGGGGAUCUAACCACCACUUUGUGGACUGAACAGCUGGAGAUCUUCGUCAUAGUCCAAAUGACAAAGGGACAAUACAUGAUAGAACACUUAUCAGAGCAAACUGUCCUCAUAAAGGAUUUUACACAUGUUGUACCAUGGAACAUAACUCGUUGUAGUUACUUAAUAUUGUUCACACCAUCAAAAGCUUCAAUGCUUUUUGGACUGUCGCUGACUUAAAAGGACUGUCAAUUUUAGCCAGAUGAUCACCCACGCUCAACUGAAACAAAAUGGACCAUGAUGGCGCCUGCUAUGAUGACGCUUGAGUGGAGGACCACAUACAUGAAGAACCAUAGGUGGACCAGGGCCAAUUUCAUAGAGCUGCUUAGCCAGAAAAUAUUGCUUAACAACUUUCUGCUAACAGA
Molecule: messenger RNA, 3049 nt
Organism: Asterias rubens (European starfish)
Lineage: Eukaryota; Metazoa; Echinodermata; Asteroidea; Forcipulatida; Asteriidae
Exons: 4
Coding region: 2243-2590 (115 amino acids)
Source: RefSeq, a predicted model, not a curated record